AUGGCUGCUCAACAAACUAACAACAAUGCUAACACUGCUUCGUCUGCUAACAAGAAAAAUGCUGGAAAAGAUAACUGGGUCGCAACUGUUCCUGGGGGAUUCGUAGGAUCUAUGUGCGCCAUUGUCUAA
Lodderomyces orthopsilosis Co 90-125 is the source of this 129-nucleotide messenger RNA. RefSeq lists its product as uncharacterized. The record is from RefSeq and is a predicted model, not a curated record. The transcript has a single exon. NCBI's taxonomy places the organism in Eukaryota, Fungi, Ascomycota, Pichiomycetes, Serinales, Debaryomycetaceae. The coding region runs from base 1 to 129 and encodes 42 amino acids.